GAAAGAGAGGUGGGAGUGUCUAAGACCUCAUCCACAACAUGCCUCUACCACUGCCUCUUGAACACAAGAAAACGCUAUUAUACCAAAUGUGCUGCUCAGAUCCAUGCCUAGCAUUACUGAUGCUUUUUUUAAAAUGUAUUUUCAUCCUGCACACAAGGAAGGAAGAAAUGAUUUGGACGUUAAUUAAGAAAAUACUUUUUCUCUUCAUGACCGUGCUUGGCAUUCUGGGGAACAUGUCUGUUUCUGUGAAUUAUAUGUUCAGUUGGUGGGGAGGCCCUGAGAAGAAACUCAUACACCUUAUUCUCAUCCACUUGGCUUUUACAAACAUUGUAAUUCUUCUUACAAAAGGAUUGCAAAAGACUAUUGUAGCUUUUGGUAUGAGAAACUUCCUAGAGGACAUUGGCUGUGAGAUCAUUGUUUACCUGGAGAGGGUGGCCCACGGCCUCUCUCUCUGUACCAGCAGUCUCCUCACUGUGGUCCAGGCCAUCAUCAUCAGCCCCAGAGCAUCUGGGUGGAAGAGGCUCAGACCAAAGUCUGCAUGGCACAUCCUUCCAUUCUUCGUAUUCUUUUGGGUAUUCAAUGCAUUAAUAAGUAUGAACCUAAUUAAUUCCAUCACAAGUACAAGACUGAAUAUAUCACAGCUUAAGAGUGAUGACAACUAUUGCUAUUUUAUGUUACCAAGUCAAAAAAUAAAAUUGAUUGUUCUCCCUCUCCUGGUCCUGAGAGAUGCAGUGUUUCAGGGUACCAUGGGAGGGGCCAGUGGCUACAUGGUAUUUCUUCUCCACAAACACCACCAGCAAGUCCUCUACCUUCAGAACUCCAAGCUUCUCUACAGAACUCCCCCUGAGCUGAGAGCUGCUCAGAGUGUCCUCCUUCUGAUGCUCUGUUUUGCUUUCUUCUACUGGACAGAUUGUGCCUUUUCUCUAGUUUUAAGUCUCUCCUCAAGGGAUAAUACCUUGACAGUAAAUCCUAGAGAACUUCUGACCCUUGGUUAUGCAACUUUUAGCCCCUUUGUGCUGAUUCACAGGAAUGGGUUUCUGGCUGAAUAUUGGCAUGCUCAGUCGAAGAAACUGAGAAAAUGUCUCGCAUUUAUAUGUUCAACAAGGAAGAAAAAACUCUCAGUUCUGCAAUAUUGUGGGUAAGACGAAAUGCCACACAACAGUCUAGACAUGUGUUUUUUCAACCAGUAAUCUUGGUUACUCAAGCCU
Messenger RNA from Mus pahari (shrew mouse), 1208 nucleotides. Its product is annotated as vomeronasal type-1 receptor 4-like. Lineage: Eukaryota; Metazoa; Chordata; Mammalia; Rodentia; Muridae. Gene Ontology annotation, cellular component: membrane. The record is from RefSeq and is a predicted model, not a curated record. The coding region runs from base 39 to 1142 and encodes 367 amino acids. Gene Ontology annotation, molecular function: pheromone receptor activity. The transcript has a single exon. Gene Ontology annotation, biological process: G protein-coupled receptor signaling pathway.